Molecule: messenger RNA, 2546 nt
Organism: Chanos chanos (milkfish)
Lineage: Eukaryota; Metazoa; Chordata; Actinopteri; Gonorynchiformes; Chanidae
Gene: aplp1
Product: amyloid beta (A4) precursor-like protein 1
Exons: 17
Coding region: 302-2506 (734 amino acids)
Biological process (GO): central nervous system development; axonogenesis
Cellular component (GO): Golgi apparatus; plasma membrane
Molecular function (GO): alpha-2C adrenergic receptor binding; alpha-2B adrenergic receptor binding; heparin binding
Source: RefSeq, a predicted model, not a curated record
CGUGUUAAAGGGUUCUACGCACCUCAGUUUGGAAAAACCCAUCGUCUGACCGUUACGUAGGCUACAUGGGCUUGGUUGCUCACAGCUGAUCCGCAGCGACUGAAUUGAACAGGCUGCGAUUGAGUUGCAGGACAACUGCGGAAGCAGAAACCGGAGACAGAAUCAGAGGCAAGCAUCGGAAGGAAGCUGCAAUAACGCGAGCAAACAACACAGAAUCGGAUGCAAAAAUAGUAAUUUGGAUGCCAGUUAGAUUCUAGGAAUAAACAUUUCGAAUAAAGACACAAACCGGAGAAAGAACAGAAUGAGACAUAAUACGUCAUUAAUAUUAAUGAUUCUAUUGUCCUACGGCUGCUGGAGAAAUGUCAAGGCUAUGGCCGUGACAGAGGUGAGAGGGUCAGCCAAAGGUCCACUGGUCGCCGAGCCUCUGAUCGCCAUGUUCUGUGGGCGUCCGCUCCUGCACAUGAACAUGGAGACUGGUCAGUGGGAACCGGACGCUCUGGGUCAACAGGGCUGUUUUACCGACCCCAAGCAGAUCCUGUCUUACUGCCAAGAGAUGUAUCCAGCCUUGCAGAUCACUCACGUGGAAGAGUCGACCAGUCCGGUGACCAUCCCUGCCUGGUGUAAGAAGGGCUGGGGUCACUGCCAGACACGGCCCUUCAUUGUCCUUCCAUACCGAUGCCUCGUGGGCGAAUAUGUGAGUGAGGCUCUGCUGGUUCCCGAUCGCUGUCGUUUCUUGCACCAGGAGCAGAUGGACUCCUGCGAAAGUUACGUCUUCUGGCAUAACAUCGCUAAAGAGUCCUGCGCCACUGAAGGUCUGGAGUUGCAUAGCUAUGGGAUGCUGUUGCCAUGCGGUGACCGUUUCCGGGGAGUGGAGUAUGUCUGUUGCCCUGGGAGGGGUGGUACCAGCGAACGGGGUGAAACAGAGAGCACCGAUGAUGUCCAGAGAGCCACUCCACCUCUUGUUACCCAAGUCGACAAUAAAGUCGGCAACAGCAUGAAAGUUACACCUCCCACUCUGAGCCCUUCCUCCAACGUGGAUGAAGAGACAGCCCAUGUAGAGGAGGAAGAAGACGAGGAAGCGGGUGAGGAAGAGGAGGAGGAGGAGGAGGAUGACGUAGUGGAGGAAGAGAUGGACGAAGAGGAUGACGAGGAGGAGGAGGACGUGGAGGAGGAGAACAAGAUAGAAGUGGGAGCAGAGAAGGAGCCGGAUGAGUACGAGUAUUCAAUUGACUCAGGUCCCUACCAAGCGUCCGACUACCUGAAUAACUUCCAAUACGACAAGGGAUCUCAGGCUGGCCACAACGGACCCACGGCCGACCCCCAGAUCCGCAGUGACAGCUGGCCCACACUACCCACAGAUGGAGUGGAUGUGUAUUUCGAGAUGCCUGGUGACGACAGCGAACACGCCAACUUCGUGCGUGCCAAGAUGGACCUGGAGGAGCGGCGAAUGAAACGCAUUAACGAGAUUAUGAAAGAGUGGGCAGAGGCUGAUAACCAGUCUAAGAAUCUGCCCAAGGCUGAUCGACAGGCUCUGAAUGAGCACUUCCAGUCCGUGCUGCAGACACUGGAGGAGCAAGUGGCUGGAGAGAGGCAGAGACUGGUGGAAACUCACCUGGCUCGCGUGGUGGCCACACUGAACAACAACCGGCGGCUGGCACUGGAGAGCUACCUCACAGCCCUGCAGUCCGACCCACCGCAGCCCGAGCGUGUGUUGCAGGCUUUGAAGCGUUACAUGGCAGCGGAACAGAAAGAUCGUAAACACACACUCCGUCAUUACCAGCACAUCGAGUCUGCAGACCCGCACAAAGCAGAGCAAAUGAAGUUCCAGGUUUAUACUCACCUACAUGUCAUUGAGGAGAGAAUGAACCAGAGCUUAGCACUGCUUUACAAAGUGCCCAUGCUGGCUGAGGAACUGCACAACGACAUCCAGGAGCUGGUGAGGAGUGUGAGAGGAGAUAUCAGCGAGCUCAUGACUACAUCCUUCUCCGAGACACGCACCACAGAGGAGCUCCUGCCAGCCCAGAGCGAGGAGAAGGAGGAUGAGGAGGAUGAGGAGGAGGAGGAAGCUGUCUUCCAGAACCGCCCCUAUCCACCCCGAAUUGAUCCACAGCUGAGCAAUAAGAAAGUGUCCGUGGUGGAUGAGUAUGACUAUGCUAUAUCCGAGAGCGUCCCAUCGUACGAUUACGAAGAGAAGAUCAACACCUCUGUGGGACAUAAACAGGUGGUGUACCAGUCUCCAGGCAUUCAGCGAGAUCAGCUGCAACCAGAUGUCCUGGAAACAUUCAACCGUGGGGCUAUGGUGGGGCUACUGGUGGUUGCCGUGGCUAUUGCCAUGGUAAUGGUUAUAAGCCUGUUGCUGGUGAGACGUAAACCAUACAGUACCAUCAGCCAUGGGAUUGUGGAGCAGGUCGACCCCAUGCUUACCCCUGAGGAGAGGCAGCUCAAUAAAAUGCAAAACCACGGCUAUGAGAACCCAACCUACAAAUUCUUUGAACAAAUGAACUGAAUCAAAUAGUACACUCGCACGAUCACAGCCUUCCCCUCUC